Messenger RNA from Calliphora vicina (urban bluebottle blowfly), 2139 nucleotides. Its product is annotated as gastrulation defective protein 1 homolog. The record is from RefSeq and is a predicted model, not a curated record. NCBI's taxonomy places the organism in Eukaryota, Metazoa, Arthropoda, Insecta, Diptera, Calliphoridae. The transcript has 2 exons. The coding region runs from base 84 to 2033 and encodes 649 amino acids. Gene Ontology annotation, cellular component: nucleus; site of double-strand break. Gene Ontology annotation, molecular function: protein binding.
AUAGUGAUUUUGUUGGAGUAUUUCUAACAAAUACUAAAUUUUUACAGAAAAAACUGAGAAAAUUUCCAGUAAAUGACCAUAAAAUGCAGAGGGGUAAAAUUGCUUUUGGAAAAAUAAAUUUGAAUCUGAAUAAAAAGCCGGAAAAGAGUGAUGAAAAUGAAGAAACAGAAAAGGCCACCACUUCAACAGGAGGUUUUAAAAAAAUUGAUAAAACACAAAUGCAAAAACAAAUCGAAGAAGUGGCCGAAGAUUUGGAAGCACAAAAACUAAAAGAGGUCAUGGGUUUGACGGGAUUUGGCAGGAAGGCAGCAAAGGUUUUCGAUAUAAAUGAACAAAUAGCCAGGGCCAAGGAAUCUGCACCGUUAAGAGUUGAGCCGGAGGAAGAAGGAAAUAACAGUGAUGAAGAAGAUAUGAUAGGACCUGUGCCCACUAUGGCUGGCAAUAAGACGGAGGAUAAUACUGUAAAGAAAAAGUUGCUAAAGAAUAAUUCUGAUGAUGAUGAAGACGACGAUGAUGAUGACGACGAUGAUGAUGACGACGACGAAGAUGAGGAUAUUAAUUUGGAAAAAAGAAUACCCGAUACCCAUGAAGUUCAGAUGCAGCAUGGCAAUAAAGCUAUUUUAGCUUUAGCCGGUGAUCCUGCAGGUGCUAGAUUGGUGUCCGGUUCCAUAGAUUAUGAAAUUAGUUUCUGGGAUUUUGCUGGCAUGGACUCGUCAAUGCGCAGUUUCCGUACCAUACAACCCUGUGAAAACUAUCCCAUAAGAGCUUUGCAUUAUUCCAUUACCGGCGACAUGAUUCUGGUUAUAUCGGGUAACUCACAAGCUAAAAUAUUAGAUCGUGAUGGUUUCGAGAAAAUGGAGUGUGUUAAAGGUGAUCCUUAUUUAACUGACAUGUCACGCACUAAGGGUCACAUUGCACAACUAACUUCUGGCUGUUGGCAUCCUUAUACCAAAGAGGAAUUUCUCACAGCUGCCAUGGAUGGAACUCUGCGAAUUUGGAAAGGCAUUAAAAACAAAGAUCAACAUUCUGUUAUUAAGACACGAGCUCAGGGUGGUCUAAGAACAAAUGCAGCUUCCUGUAAUUACAAUAGAGAUGCAACUUUAAUAGCCGCUGGUUGUGUAGAUGGCUCUAUACAAACCUGGGAUACGCGUAAAAUGUUUGUUAACACUACACACUGUGUUAGGGAUGCCCAUCAGAAGGGUUCCGAAAUUACCUCCAUACAAUUUUCCUAUAUGGGCCAACAACUAGCUACACGCUCAAAUGAUGAGACCAUGAAAUUAUGGGAUCUACGUAAUUUUAAAAAGCCCAUAAACACCUGGUCAAAUCUGUUUUCUCGUUAUGACACCACAGACUGUUGUUUCAGUCCAGAUGAUCGCCUCUUGGUUACAGGAGAAUCUUUGCCCCAGGGACAAACCCAUGCGAAUCUAUACUUCUAUAAUACCCAAACAUUUGAAGAAGUUAAACGAAUACCCGUGACCGAUUCCCACAUCAUAAAAACUCUGUGGCAUCCUAAACUCAAUCAACUAUUUGUGGGCUGUGGUAAUGGUGUCAUCAAGUGUUACUAUGAUGAGCAGAGAAGUUUAAGAGGUGCCAAAUUGUGUGUAGUGAAAACUUAUCGUAAGAAGAAACACACCGAGUUGAUGGGAGUAUCACAAAUUAUAACUCCCCAUGCAUUGCCCAUGUUCCGUCAAGAAAAAUCGCGGUCGUCACGCAAGAAGAUGGAAAAAGAAAGAUUGGAUCCGGUCAAAUCACGUCGACCAGAUUUACCCAUUACCAGUGGUCAGGGUGGUAGAGUGGCUAGUUCGGGCGGUACCCUUAGUUCAUAUGUUAUACGUAACUUGGGUCUUAGCAAACGUGUGGACGAUGAUCAAGAUCCUCGCGAAGCUAUAUUGAAGUAUGCCAAGGAUGCUGCGGAAAAUCCCUUUUGGAUCACACCGGCUUACAAGCAGACACAACCUAAACCGGUAUUUUCGGCAUCCACGGAGGCGAGUGAGGAGGGCGAGCCAGAUAAUAAAAAGCCAAAAAAGGAGUAGAUACAUUGGUUUAAGAUAGACGAGAUUUUAAAAUUAGAAUUUUAAAAAGAGGAACUGAUUCAUAGUGUAAGAUUAAAUUGAAAAUAAACAUGAAAUUGGAAGGAAA